AUGACGAGCGUGUCAUGUCACGCUGGACAUCCGGAACACUGCAUCACGGAAUGGCAAAGACGAGGCUUCUCAUAUGCGCUGCUGUGCACAGAGCGGCGGGAUCUCGUCCCUCUCACCAUCCAGUUAGCUCCAUUGCAACGUUGGAGGCAGCCAGCACCGUACUGCGCACAACAGCGGAUCUCGUCCGCCGACACCAGUGGAUCCCUGGGCAAAGCAGCCACCCGGCUCUUCUAUGGAGCGCUGCACAGACGCAACUUGAGUCGUUGCCAAGAAGAGCCUGCUCCAACUAACCACUCGGCUGUCGGACCAGCUGGCAAGCAGUCACUCUCAAGGAAUCGAAUACAAACUUCCAGUCGAGCUCUCUUGGGCGGGUGA
Molecule: messenger RNA, 375 nt
Organism: Peronospora matthiolae
Lineage: Eukaryota; Oomycota; Peronosporomycetes; Peronosporales; Peronosporaceae
Source: the annotation of a GenBank genome assembly